UUUCAAAAUGGAAAGAAAAUACUUGGAAAAAAUGUUGGAUGCCAUGGAGGCAAAUUUUAGUGACGAAAGUCUCAUUGCCGUCGAUCCCACCAUAGACACUUAUUUACAAUCGCGACAAGUAAAUUAUGACAAUUUAUGCAGUGUACAAAAAUUAUUGCUUAGUGUUGAGGACGCCACAACAUUGUUGGCAUAUGCUCAGCUUUCUCAGUAUAAUGUACGAGUACGAACUCAAGGUCAGAUAAAAUCCAACUACUUGUGGAAAUGUAGAGUAAGCUCAACCAAAAGUGAUAUUACAAUAUUGUCACCCAAAUUCGAUGAAAUCCAUUUGGGACAUUUUAAUAAAAGCUUACCAGCUAAGUCUAUAAUUUUGGAAACAUUAUUUGGCAAUAUUCAAAAUGUUGUGGGCUCUAUUCAAAAUAUUAAAGGCAAUGAACUCGUCUUUAAAAAUGAAGACGAUUUUUUCCGUGGCGGGAUGUACGAUGUCAGAUUUAGUUAUCCAAGAGUGCCAUUUGAUCUUAUGUGCAACGCAUUAAAUAUCGUUGAAAAGAAUUCGAGUAUUCGCCGCUAUCUGUUCCCAGUACUGCAAUCAACACCCACCGAGAACUCCGCUCAAGAUCCCAAAAAUGUUCCAAAACUUACUCUGCUCAAUGCUUCUAUUCGCAACAAUGCCGAGCAGUUACAAGCUGUGCAGCAGAUCGUUGCAGGUCAAAAUCCCCAAGCACCGUAUGUUGUCUUUGGACCCCCAGGCACCGGCAAGACCACAACCGUUGUAGAGGCGAUUCUACAAUUGCACUUGAAAGGAAACAAUCGCAUUCUUGUUACUGCUGGAUCCAAUUCGGCAUGUGACACGAUUGCAAUAAGGAUAAGCGAAGGACUUCAGUCGCUAGAUAAUAAUUCGACAAAUGUUAUGAUACGAUUUCAUUCCGCUUUCUAUAAGGUGCAUUCUGCACUGACAAAACAGUCUUUGGCUCCAUCUGACAACGAACUCCUAUGGGGAAGUUUAUCUAGGUACAAAAUAAUUGUGGCAACAUUGUGUUGCGUGGGACGCAUGUUUCUUUAUUCACAGAGACACACUUUUACCCACGUUUUUAUUGACGAGGCGGCGGCAUCAACGGAAGCUGAAUCAUUAAUGGCAAUAUCGUAUAAAAUCAACGAAGCCUGUCAGUUCAUACUCUCCGGUGACAACAAACAGUUGGGACCAGUCAUCAAGUCCCAUCGAGCUGCGUCUCUCGGCUUUGAUCGCUCUCUCAUGGAUCGCCUCUUAGACAACCAAUUGUACAAAGUGGAUUCCAGCGGAAAAUAUGACGAAACAUUGCAGACCCGAUUGCGCCGCAAUUACCGAUCCCAUCCGGAGAUCGUGGGCAUCUACAACAAGCUGUUCUACAACGGAGAACUAAUACCGUUGGCGCCCCCCGCUCAGGUUAAUCAGGCAGCCAAUUGGAGUGAGUUGCGCAAUGAAGAGUUUCCAAUCAUAUUUCAAGCUGUUAUUGGAAAAACCAUGCGCGAUAACCCCUCAACUAGUAGCUUCAAUCAGCGCGAAGCUCAUGUGGUCUGCUGGUAUGUGAUGAAGUUGCUCACCGAUGGUCUUGGAAGCGGAAUUAAAGUGACAGAGGAUGAAAUUGGUAUAAUUACACCAUAUCUAGCGCAAUGCGAGCGAAUUAAACGAUUGCUUCGCCAAGAGUGCAAAAAUAAAAUUGAAGUUGGCAGUGUCGAGAAAUUUCAGGGACGAGAAAAGAAUAUUAUUAUUGCAUCUAUGGUCAGCUCCUUUGAGAGCAUAAAAUUUGUAUCAAAUCCUCGACGACUUAAUGUGUUGCUCUCGCGUGCCAAAUCGUUGAUGAUACUUAUAGGCAACCCAAUCACACUGCGCAAAAACAAGAGUUAUGCGUUUAUCAUUGAUGAGUGCAAGAGGAAUCGCAAUUUUUUGAGUGACAACCUGGUGGAGAAAAGAAAACUCAAAGAACCCUUAAAAAAGACGGCAAAUAAAGUCAAGAAAAAUAGGAUUUCAAGUCUUGCUUUACGACUUGAAAAAGCUGUUUUGUAAAGCAAAAGUAUUAAAUAUGAUACCAUUGAUGUCAAUUGAAUUACGAAAAUAAAGUACAUGAAAUAUAUAA
This is a messenger RNA of Drosophila sulfurigaster albostrigata, 2111 nucleotides long. RefSeq names its product putative helicase mov-10-B.1. NCBI's taxonomy places the organism in Eukaryota, Metazoa, Arthropoda, Insecta, Diptera, Drosophilidae. Gene Ontology annotation, cellular component: P granule; cytosol. The record is from RefSeq and is a predicted model, not a curated record. The transcript is spliced from 2 exons. Gene Ontology annotation, biological process: regulatory ncRNA-mediated post-transcriptional gene silencing. Bases 8 to 2041 code for a protein of 677 amino acids. Gene Ontology annotation, molecular function: helicase activity.